This is a messenger RNA of Rotaria sordida, 717 nucleotides long. The record is from the annotation of a GenBank genome assembly. Lineage: Eukaryota; Metazoa; Rotifera; Eurotatoria; Philodinida; Philodinidae.
AUGAUGCUUUCACAACGACUUUCUUAUUUUAAAUUUCAUUCUCUUAUUAAUUAUCCUUGUGCUUUUUUUUCAUUAUCAUCAUCUCAUGAUGCAGCUAAACCAACAACACCUGUUGAUCCAGCUGCUCCAACAGCACAAUCAGCUCAAUUAGCACAUAAUAAAACGAAAACUUCAUUAAGAGGUACACCAUAUAAUGUCACAGAUAUUGAAACAUCUCUUCGUUAUAUGGAAAGUGAUGCAUAUAAAACUGUUUAUGGUAAUGAACCUGUAUGGAAAAAUUAUGUUAGAAAUCGAAUAAAUCAACGUUUUCCUCAUUAUACACGUGAUUUUUGUGUUGAAGAAGGUGUUUAUAUACGUGGAAAUCCAUGUCCAGUAUGUCGUGAUGAAUAUCUUUUACUUGAUUAUCGUAAUAUAAAACUUUUAAAACAAUUUGUUCAUGAUCAUACAGGCGAAAUUGAACCUGUAUUAAAAACUUCUAUAUGUCAAGCACAAUUAAGAAAUCUUCGAGUUGCAUUAUGUAAAGCUUAUGAUUUAGGUUUAAUGACAUAUGAAAUACCUUUUCGAGCAUAUGAUUAUCGAGAUUAUUAUCCAGAAUUACGUGAUGAAAAAGAUCGUACACCAUCACUUUUAAUGACAAUACUUCAUACAAUACAAGAUCAAAAAUUAACAAAUCUUGAUCAACUAACAUUAACUGAUGAACAACUUCAUGCGACAUAA